CUCUACCACCACCAUGUCCAAUCCAAUCUCCAUCCCCUCCAGAUCAUCCUAUGGCGCCGGCGCCGUGUCCGUCUCGCCCACAUACUCUUCUCUCCACGAACGUCUGCGCGCAGCCGCUCUCUCCUCAAACGUUCGCUCACCCAGGGUCCUGCACCCGAUCGAGAACGAGGGCCUCAGACUCUUGUUGCUCGAAAAUAUCAGCCAGGACGCUGUCCGCGCGUUCCAAGCACAGGGCUUCCAUGUAGACCACUCCGCCAAAGCCAUGUCUGAGGACGAGCUCGUGGAGAAAAUAGGCCAAUAUCACGCCAUUGGUAUUCGCAGUAAGACAAAGAUCACAGAACGCGUGAUAAAGUCUGCGUCCAAGCUCCUAGUCAUCGGCUGCUUCUGCAUUGGCACGAAUCAAGUUGACCUCCACACCGCUGCGAAAGCCGGUAUUCCUGUCUUCAACUCUCCCUUCUCAAAUUCACGCUCCGUUGCCGAGCUCGUGAUGUCCGAAGUCAUUGCCCUCGCCCGCCAGUACUUCGAGCGCGGCUGGGAGAUGCGCCAGGGCAUAUGGAACAAGCAAUCCAAGGGCUGCUGGGAGAUCCGCGGCAAAACUCUUGGUAUCGUGGGCUACGGUCACAUCGGCUCACAGCUCUCCGUCCUGGCGGAGGCUUUCGGCCUGAGAGUGCUCUUCUACGAUGUCAUCAACCUCAUGCCCCUCGGCUCUGCACGCCAGGUGGACUCGCUCUCCUCGCUCCUCUCGGAGGCCGACUUUGUCACCCUCCACGUCCCUGAGCUCCCUGAAACCACGAAUCUUAUUUCCACCCCUCAGCUCGCGCAGAUGAAGAAAGGAUCGUACCUCAUCAAUAACGCACGUGGCCGUGUCGUCGACAUCCCAGCGCUUGUUGAGGCCGUCAAGUCCGGCCAUCUCGCCGGUGCCGCGCUUGACGUCUUCCCUGCCGAGCCAGGCUCUAACGGCUCGCCGUUCGACGACCAGCUCAACGCAUGGUCUUCCGAGCUCCGUUCGCUCAAAAAUGUCAUUCUCACUCCCCACAUCGGCGGCUCGACCGAGGAGGCACAGCGAAUGAUCGGCGAGGAGGUCUCCGGGGCCGUCACCCGUUACCUCAACGGCGGCUCUACCCUCGGCGCCGUCAACUUCCCCGAAGUCGACCUCCGCGCCAUCACGGACGAGGAGGGCAACCACGUCCGCAUUUGUCAUGUUCACGUUAACCAGCCAGGCGUGCUCAGGCAGGUCAAUGAGGUGCUGUCGCCUUAUAACGUGGAGAAGCAGUAUUCGGACUCCAAGGGCGACAUUGCCUACCUCAUGGCAGACAUCGCGGACGUUAGCUCACAGGACGUGAACAAGCUGCGGGAGAUGAUCAGCAAGACCAGCGCAAAUAUUUUAACGCGGCUGCUGGCUUGAGCCUUCACUGGUUGGGGGCAUGCCGCUGUGUCGGUGGAUUGGCAUAGAGAAGACUCCCAUGGACGGUUCCACCCGAUAUAUAACCUGGGUUCAAAAACACGAGUAAUUUCCACUCAACUGGACUUGCUUGACCAUUCAGAUGGAUGGAUUAGGGGAUGAGAAAGAAGAAUGUAUUUUUCAUGUCGAACACUGUAGCUGUACCUUAAUAAAAAUUUGCCGAAAAACACACACACUUGUGUCUGUCUUGUGUGUUCU
This is a messenger RNA of Heterobasidion irregulare TC 32-1, 1660 nucleotides long. RefSeq lists its product as uncharacterized. Bases 14 to 1405 code for a protein of 463 amino acids. Lineage: Eukaryota; Fungi; Basidiomycota; Agaricomycetes; Russulales; Bondarzewiaceae. The record is from RefSeq and is a predicted model, not a curated record. Gene Ontology annotation, molecular function: NAD binding; oxidoreductase activity, acting on the CH-OH group of donors, NAD or NADP as acceptor. The transcript is spliced from 2 exons.